UGAAAUAUUGUCGGCUAGCGUUACUAAGUCGAUGGAAGAAACCGAAGAAACCAAAGCUGAAUCUAAACCUUCGCCGAGCGACGUCACCAAACCAGAAAAAGAAGCUGAAAAGCCAACAGAAGAAAAGAAAGACAAGGAAAAAGAUGAUAAGGAAGAAGAAGAAGAAGCGGGAGAAUACGAAGAAGAUUUUGAUACAGAAUGCGAAGAUGGCGAAUGGGUUGACUAUGAACCGGAAGAUGAAGCCAUCGAUGAAGAAACAACACUUGCGCCGGAGUUUUACGAAUCUGGAGGUUCGACUAUAGAAUCAGAAUCGACCUUGGUAUCAGAAGACUUCAUGGUAAGCGACGAUUCAUCAGCAUACACCGCCCAAUCGUCUGAUCUGUCAAGUCCCGAGACAGGAUCAGGAGAAACGGAAAUAACAGAUUCUUCAAAAUCAUCAGAAAUGCUCUCGACAGAUUCCCUCUCGUCCUCUAGCGAAGGUUCGGGCGAAUCUUCCGAAACUCCAUCAGGUACAACGAGCAGCGAUGGUCUUACGCCUACCAGCGAAGGCACCACCAGCAGCUCAGAAGAUCUCGGCAGCUCAUCUGCCGUUACCGAAGAGGAGUCAUCACCGUCAGGAGAAACCGAGAGCAGUUUAUCGAUGAGCAGUUUAACAGAAAUGCUCAGUUCAGUUGUAUCAACCACAUUAAGUGCGAUAUCGGAAAGCUCAUUCUUUACCACGGAAAUGACAGAUGAGAGCACAACAGACAUAAGCACGAUAACAACGGACACUGAAACCACAGACACCGGAACCACCGACACAGAAACAACCGACAGUCAAACAACUGACACUGAAACAACCGACACUCAAACAACAGACACACCAACAACAGAAACAGAUUCUACGGAGUCUUUCCUGACUACAAUCAUCACCUAUACACCCACGGAUGUUGAAAGCACCAGCGACUUCACUACAGACUUGUCCACAGAAUUUACUUCCGACAGCACAACGGAUUCUUCUACAACAGAAACAGGAAGCGAGAGCACAGAUACAGAAGAAACAUCAGAAUCCUCAACAACAAGUGGCAGUACCAUCGAAGAAUCGUCAUCUCCAUCGGGAAGCACCACGGAAAUAAGUGAAGGCAGUAGCAGCACGGGAGAAAGCGAAGGAAGCACUACUAGUUCCUUCUCAGGGAGCACCACAGAAAUGGAAAGCAGCACAAUGGAGUCGUCUUCAGAAGCCACCUCCGAAGUCUCUGGUUUAACAACAGACUCUUCAGCUACAUCGGAAGAGGUAUCGGGAAGUACAACGGAAGAGGUCUCAGGAAGUUCCGAAGCCUCGUCUGAAAGUGGCGGUACGACAGAAGCAUACAGUAGUACAGAUACAAGUGAAGGAUCGUCUGUCUCAACCGAAAUCUCGGAAGGUAGCUCAGAAAGCGAGACUACUUCAGAAUUCGACGUGUGGUCAUCAUCCACCGAAGGUGACCUGUGGGAAACAACACCUGUCACAGACAUAUUUCUUCGUAAAAUGCGAAAAUGUAGAAGGAAAAAGAAGCCCGACUGUAAAACUAGCAAACACGGUUGCUGUAUUGACCAAAUUACACCAGCCAAAGGACCAUUUAAUAAAGGAUGUCCAGAUGUUAAAACAUGUAACGAAACAACCUACGGUUGUUGCGAAGACGGUGUAUCCGUUGCAAAAGGUAAAAACUUUAAAGGAUGCCCGCCAACUCACUGCGAGCAAUCGUUAUUCGGCUGCUGCCCUGAUAAAAAGACCCCAGCCGAAGGUACGAAUAAAGAAGGUUGUCCCCCUCCACCGCCGAAAUGUCUCAAAUCUAAAUUUGGUUGUUGCCCGGAUAAUGUUACCGAAGCAAAAGACGCUCACGGAAAAGGAUGUAAACGGGAAGAAAAAGAAGAGGAAGGAGUUACAACUACAAUGGUUCCUACUGAAGAACCCGGACCUUGUAACGAGAGCACUUACGGAUGCUGUCCUGAUGGAGUUGAAACAGCCCAAGGAGAAGACUACGAGGGUUGUGAUAUUUUCAGCGAAAACUGCACCGAAUCCUACUUCGGCUGUUGCCCCGAUGGCACUUCCGCCAAAGGACCAAACUACAAGGGUUGCAAAAUGGAAUGUGAAUCAAGUGCUUACGGAUGCUGUGAGGACAGUAUCACUCCUGCUCAUGGUUAUAAUAAGGAAGGGUGUUGUUUAAUAACAUCUUACGGGUGCUGUCCGGACAAUAUUAUACCAGCUCAAGGACCAAAUUUAGAAGGAUGUGGCUGUCAGUAUUCACCGUACGGCUGUUGUCCUGAUAAUUCGACCGCAGCAAGGGGAUACAACAACGAAGGUUGCGGUUGCCAGUACACAGAAUUCGGAUGCUGUCCUGAUAGUUACACUCCUGCAGCAGGUGCAGAGUACCAGGGAUGUCAGUGUCAUACCUUCCAAUUCGGUUGCUGUCCGGAUGGAGUAACUGCAGCUAAAGGGCCCCACAAGCAGGGAUGUGGAUGUCAAAACACCGAAUUCGGAUGUUGCUCAGACGACCAAACGCCAGCAAAGGGACCCAACUACGAAGGAUGUGGCUGCGAUUCUACCAAGUAUGGUUGUUGUUUGGAUGGUGUUACCGAAGCAACUGGCGAAAACUUCGAGGGAUGCGACGAAGUUCUCACAAAACUACAGGACAGCUGCACCCUGAGGAAGGAAAGAGGCUCCUGUAGAAAUUACACGGUCAAAUGGUUCUUCGAUAUGGAAUAUGGUGGAUGUUCACGAUUUUGGUAUGGCGGCUGCGAAGGAAACGAAAACCGUUUCCGUACAAGAGAUGAAUGCCAAGAAAUUUGUGUUGAACCUCAAGGAACGGAUCGUUGUUUGCUGCCUAAAGUAGCAGGUCCUUGUGAAGGAUAUUAUCCCAUGUGGUAUUACGAUACCGAAAGGAAACAAUGCGCCCAAUUUAUUUAUGGCGGUUGCUUAGGAAACAACAAUCGCUUCGAAACACGAGAAGAAUGUUCAGAACUUUGCGUCAGAGACGACUCAGUUGAUGCUUGCGAACAACCGAAAGAAGAGGGACCGUGCAGAGGCCACUACAGACGUUGGUAUUUCAGCAAAGAAAGUCAGACGUGUGAACAGUUCAGAUACGGUGGUUGCAAAGCGAAUAAUAACAAUUUCCCAACGGAAGACGCUUGUAAACAACGGUGUUCAGAACCUGGUAGAAAGAAAGCAAAUGUCAAUGUGGGACAACCCCAACCCCAACCCCCCAACGACUGUCAAAGAUUUUCGGACGAAUGCUCGAGUCUGUUGUGCGAGUAUGGAUGGGAAGAGUUCGUGGACGAAGAGACUGCUUGCCGCAGGUGUAGAUGUCAUGACCCCUGCAGGGACGUACAGUGUGAAGAGGGCACCAGGUGUGCCGUGGACCUCAACGUGAACAGAACCGUAGAAGACGACAGAAACUUUAUUCCCACUUGUAGACCAGUGAAUAAGGAAGGAACAUGUCCACAAUUGAGUGGAGAAGGCGCCAGGUGCGAUCAGGAAUGUAGGGACGACGCGGAUUGCUCGGUAGACCUGAAGUGUUGCUCAACAGGGUGUGGAACCUCCUGUCUGGCACCCCACUCCCCAGGCUUCGAAGUUCCUGCUGAAUUGGUCACCACCGGUUACAGCAACUUACCAGCUUACACCCAAUCACCGAUCCAGGCAGGAUAUUAUCCCCCGGUUAUAGAAGAAGAAACCUUCGAACCAGAAGUAACGGCUGGCGAGGGUGAUUAUGCUACUCUUAAAUGCUCGGUUAGGGGAAACCCAAAUCCGGACAUCACUUGGAAGAAAGGAAAUCUUCUCAUUGAUGGAUCACAACCUCGCUUCCGCAUUUUACUGGAUGGGGUACUUCAAAUUAUCACGCUUCACAAAACUGACUCUGGUGUAUACCUCUGCAUCGCAAAGAAUAAUAUGGGGGAGGUACAGCGAGAAAUUAAACUUGACGUCACAGAUGGUGUAGCUCAUCCGACGUCCAUAAUAAACGAUGAGAAGUCGGACGUGGUGGUGGCAUUAGGGUCAAAAGCGGUCCUCAAUUGUUACGCUAUCGGUUACCCUAUUCCCUUCGUGACCUGGUGGAAAGACAAUAACCUGGUUCCUAUGCACACGAACGAAUUCGCUGGCGGUACCGGCGACUUCUCCUUACUCAUACAAUCAGUACAACUCUCAAACCUGGGGGUGUACACGUGCCAAGCCUACAACGGUAUAGGCAAAGCAACCAGCUGGGCGGUAACUGUCCAAGCAUUAGGGCCCGUUUACAGUACUAGACCAGAAGACGAACAAUACAUGAAAUAUGUCAUUCCGGCACCAGAACCAUCGACUACCACCGAAAGACCUCGAUUUCAAAGACCAGUUUAUUAUCCCAGGCCCAUACCUACACCUGAACCAUACAUCCCGCCACCUUAUGAGGAACCCUCUCCUGAUAUAACCGGCAAUGACAUAGCACCCCAACUUCCACCUGUUAUGGAACCUUCUCAAGGAUACACGGUGCCUGUAAGGACUAACGUCACAUCCGAAAAACAACAUUUCCCGUUAGGAAGUGAUGUUACCCUAAAUUGCAACGUGGAAGGUUACCCUGUUCCGCAAGUACAAUGGUACAAAGAUGGUCAGCCCAUUCAGCAAACGGACAAACUUUAUAUUUCCGAUAACCACGUUCUUUAUAUACGAGGAAUAGACCAGAAUGAUACUGGUGAUUAUGCAUGCGAAGCAGUGAAUCAGUUUUCACGAUCACGAAGCACUCUGAAGAUCACCGUUGAAGGUUUGAAUUUACAUCCAAACUGUACCGAUAAUCAGUUCUUUGCCAAUUGCCAGCUGAUCGUGAGGGCGAAGUAUUGUUCCCACAAAUAUUAUGCCCGAUUCUGCUGUAAAUCUUGUACACAGGCGGGAUUGUUACCAGUUUACGGGCCCCAUUUGUUCACGAAUGACAAACAAACUGCUCUCAGAAGUAACUUAGUGAGAAGGAAAUAAUAAGGACAUUUUUUAUGCUACUAGUCUUAUUUAAUUUAAAAAUAUUUCCUAAGGAAAACUUAUGUUAUGUUAUCUUCCCUUCUGAAAUCUUGCAAUAUAUUUGAUUUUGAUGUUUUCUUACAAAUUAUUCUUAAACAAUUUCAUUCUAAUUAUAAAAAGUCACUCUUCUUUUAAUUCAUUAAAAUCUCCAUACCUCUAGGUAAUUAUUACCUUAAUGAAUUGAGAGUUCCUUAGUAUGUAACUACUGCUACAAAAAAAUCACAUUUUUGUAAUUCUUAAGAUGAUUUUUUUUGCCAACUACCAAUUUGGCAGAUGUAAGAACAAGCAUGUAAAUAUAUCCUAUCAUUAAUAAUAACAUUAGUAAAUUAAUAUGUAGUAAAAAGUUUGUG
Molecule: messenger RNA, 5346 nt
Organism: Agrilus planipennis (emerald ash borer)
Lineage: Eukaryota; Metazoa; Arthropoda; Insecta; Coleoptera; Buprestidae
Product: papilin-like
Exons: 19
Coding region: 32-4957 (1641 amino acids)
Cellular component (GO): extracellular region
Molecular function (GO): serine-type endopeptidase inhibitor activity
Source: RefSeq, a predicted model, not a curated record